Molecule: messenger RNA, 1323 nt
Organism: Ambispora gerdemannii
Lineage: Eukaryota; Fungi; Glomeromycota; Glomeromycetes; Archaeosporales; Ambisporaceae
Source: the annotation of a GenBank genome assembly
AUGUUCAACGAGACUCAACCCCCGAAUAAAAGACAACGGCCAGGAGUAGCGACAAAUCUUUUGUAUAAACUUACUGAACUUGCCGCUUAUACAUCGGCCGUCGCCACCGAAGCAUAUCAAACAUUUACUGGCGUAGUUGGAGCAGACGGAUUACCGGCACCACCGCCACAACAAUUUAAUCAACGUAAAAUUAGCAAUGCUCCAGCUUUUAAUAAUAGGUAUAGUAUGGCCUUUGAUGGAUACGGUGAUGAUGUUAUGCAAAUCAAAGCAGACGACGAUGAUUGCGAAAUGGCCGAUGAAGAGUUCGUUGAAACCACUGAAGUUAAUAAAUUGAAAAAGAAUGAAUGCGAUUGGUCAAAUGUCAAUGCUGACGAAGAUGAACCACCACCACCAUACGAUAGUUCUUGGUCAAUGCCAUCGUCAUCUAAUACCUCCCCUGCGGUAGUAGAUACAGGAUCAGCAGCAGUAAGAUUUGCGGAGCAAGCAUCAACCUCGCAACAAGCACAACAAGAGCAGCAAAUAUCUGCUGAACCCAUUAACAUUAGCAAUAAUAAAUCAAAAUCAAUACAAACUACACCGAAACGUCGUCAGAUCCGUGUUCGACGCGGAAAUCGACCUCUUCGUCGAAAGUCCUCAGCCGCCAGUCUCACGAAUGCAUCGACAAUACCACCAUGUCAGUUUGAUGAGGAUGAUGACAUCGUAUUAAAACUUAAUGGAAAAUUGUCUGAUAUGAUUGCAGAAGGGAAAGCAGCAUUAACAAGUACAGUUGAUGUGACAGAAGUCGAGAUGAUUCUUGCUGAAGAAAGAGAACGUGAAGAACGUAUUCUGCGUGAUCUUGGUCAAUCAUCAUCAACUCGACGUCAUCGAAGAAUGGUUUCGUCGUCGUCAAGUGAUUAUGAAUAUUUCAAUUCACCAAUAGAGUCAAACAGUUACCCAGGAAUUAGUUCUUAUAAUGAUUAUAGUGGGUUAGGUAAUUAUUCAAGUGGUGCUGAAUCACCUUCUGGAUAUUCUACACCUGGUGGCUAUGGAAAUGCCGGCGGAUAUACACCAACAAGGUACGGAUCACCUAGUGGCGGAUAUUUUGGUGGUUCAACACUGGGUUCCGCAUUCAAUACCAGCACGCUUGGAUCAACAUUAGCCACAUCUUCAAUGGGCCUUGGUCUAGGAUCAUCAGCGGCAUCAAUUCCUUUUGGAACAUCAGCAUUCGGUUCAUCAUUGAUUACAAAUUUCAGUUCUUACCCAAACUUUGCGUCUAAUUCAAAUACUACCUCAUCGCCAAAUCCCGCAUCAACAACUAAUCACAAUACACGAAGAUUCUAUUAA